Nothobranchius furzeri (turquoise killifish) is the source of this 1713-nucleotide messenger RNA. The record is from RefSeq and is a predicted model, not a curated record. Lineage: Eukaryota; Metazoa; Chordata; Actinopteri; Cyprinodontiformes; Nothobranchiidae.
UUGGCCGGGUUUGCGUUGACCACUGUGCGAUAGGGGGCGGUAGAGCGCCACUGUUUCACUUCCGCUCUCAAAGAAGAAGAACCUUAUUUUGAAACGUAAUGUGUGGAGGGAGAGAAACUCACUUUCUGAUUAUUUUUAUAUAUAGUAAAGGGAUUUAAAAACUCAGUGUUUUAAGUCGGAUACUUUUUAUCGUUGAAUUUUAAGCUCGCCCCAUUUGUGUAUCAAGUUUAGCUAGCUGCUCGUGGCUAAAAGCGAUGUCCUCAUCGUGGACGGAGAGGCAGGGACAUGUUGGAGACCUGAGACAUCAGAGCAAAGAGGAGCUCCAAGAUCUGCUGCUGCGACAGGAGAAAAUUCUUUCGAACAAAAAGCUGUUACAGACUCUUCCGGACAAAGGGAACAAGAUCAAAGACUUUGUGGAGAAAGUUCGUUCCGCCAUUGAAGAGCGGUGUGAAGAGGAGAGGAGGCAGAGUUUGGUUUCUGCAGCCAGAACAGAACUACAGUCCAAAUAUCAGCAAGCUUUCCAGCAACGUGCUGUCUCUGCCACAUCAGGGGCCUCACUUCAGGACAAAAAACAUCAGGAUGCUGCAAGCAAUCCUCCUCAGGUCAGAGAGACCUUAUGUGUCUCUGUUCAUGUUCAGGACAACUCCACGCUGCUGGACCAGUGUGUCUCCAGACCUGCUGCCGUUGAAGUCAUGGAGAUGGCUGCAGCUGAAACUCCUGUGAAUUCUGAUGGAACAAAAGAGGGUGAACUCAUAAAGGCCUUGGGUGGGGUCACGUUGUCUGGUGCUGGUGAAUCUCAAGACCAAAAAAGUCACAGAGUAAAAGACAAUUACUUUCUACGAAAGCAGCCACCAAACAAGCCCCACUACGUUAGCGUCCUGGAAAAGAGUGAGACAUCCACACCCUCCAGAAGGGAAAAAUUCAAACCAAAUCAACCUCUCCAUAGAAACAGCGUUUCUCCAUCGGGGUCUUUGUCACCUGAUCUGUCAUCUGGAACUGCAUCGCCUCUUUCUUCUCAGGCCAGGAAGGAGCGGGACAGGAAACACCUGGAUGACAUCACUGCUGCCAAACUCCCUCCUCUCCACCACAGUCCUGCUCAACUUCUGUCACUGGAUGAGUCGGCCGUCCUCCUAAGAGAACAAACUAGGAAGCAGCAGGAGCUGCAGGCCAAGCUGGCAGCCCAGAAACUGUCUGAAGGACUGAAGAUCUCUAUGGGGAGCUACACUCCUGACGGUGGCCCCAUGGCCGCCUACAGAGAAGUUCACGACGAAGGAGCCCACCUCUCCUCGGAGGAGGACUGAUCCUGGUGGAACCGGCUGGGAAAUCCAACAGGAAAAAGGUUUUGGAUCUCGUGAUUAGGAACCAUCAAACAGGAUUUUAUUUCCAAGUGCGAGAGCUCUUAAAGACAGGAAAGCACUUUCCACAUGGUGUGAAUAGUCUUCUCUCCAGGAAACCGAAUGUCAGGUUAAGAAACAAGAAACUAGCUCACUUAAUUACUAUUCAGUUCAAAUUGGGUUCAUUUGGUUCAAAGUCUUACUGGUAAAGUUUUUGUCCACCAGGAGCACGUAUCACCAAGAGAAACGCUUUCUUAAGAUACGCAGAUGAAUUUAAAUCGCAUCAGCUGGUUUAAAUGCAAAAAGACUGAAGGAGCCUGUAAUCGUUUGUGCUACAAGAUGUACAUCUGAACUAAAUAAAUUCAUCUAAUUUUUCAAA